Messenger RNA from Rana temporaria (common frog), 3409 nucleotides. It is a transcript of the gene TRIM9, whose product is annotated as tripartite motif containing 9. Gene Ontology annotation, molecular function: zinc ion binding; protein binding. The transcript has 12 exons. The record is from RefSeq and is a predicted model, not a curated record. Lineage: Eukaryota; Metazoa; Chordata; Amphibia; Anura; Ranidae. Bases 150 to 2564 code for a protein of 804 amino acids.
CCUCCCCCCGCCCCCUAUUUCCUCUAACCAAUGAUUACCCAGUCUGGGUAUGGUGCGGCCAAUGAUGUGCUGGGUGUGUGCGUGUCCCCGCCCCAUGUGGCCGCAGUGUAGAGUAGUGCGGCGCUGUGGCUCUCAGUGUGUCUCUCUCUAUGGAAGAGAUGGAGGAAGAGUUGAAAUGCCCGGUGUGCGGUUCCUUCUAUCGGGAGCCCAUCCUCCUCCCCUGUUCCCAUAGCUUGUGCCUGGCCUGUGCCCGGAACAUCCUGGUCCACACCCCGGACUCGGAGUCCCCGCAGAGCCGGCGGGCCUCGGGUCUGUCCUCCUCGGACUAUGACUACCUGGACCUGGAUAAGAUGAGUCUGUACAGCGAGGCGGACAGCGGCUACGGCUCGUACGGGGGCUUCGCCAGCGCGCCCACCACCCCGUGCCAGAAAUCCCCCAACGGGGUCCGGGUCUUCCCCCCCGCCAUGCCGGCCCCCCACCAACCUCACCACCAUUCCUCCGGCGCCCUCCUCCCUCCUCCUUCCCGCCACCAGUGCCUGACGUGCCCGCAGUGUCACCGCUCCCUCCUCCUGGAUGAGAGGGGCCUCCGCGGCUUCACCAAGAACCGGGUCCUGGAGGGCGUGAUAGAGCGCUACCAGCAGAGCAAGGCGGCCGCCCUCCGGUGUCAGCUGUGUGAGAAGAGCCCGAAGGAGGCCACCGUCAUGUGUGAGCAAUGUGACGUCUUCUACUGCGAGCCCUGCCGCCUCCGGUGUCACCCGCCCCGGGGACCGCUCGCCAAACACCGCCUACUACCCCCCGCACAGGGCCGGGUGAGCCGGAGACUCAGCCCCAGGAAGAUCUCCACCUGUACCGACCAUGAGCUGGAGAACCACUCCAUGUACUGUGUGCAGUGCAAGACCCCCGUGUGCUACCAGUGCCUGGAGGAGGGGAGGCACCACAGCCAUGAGGUCAAGGCGCUGGGGGCCAUGUGGAAGCUGCACAAGAGCCAGCUGUCCCAGGCCCUGAAUGGACUGUCUGACCGAGCAAAGGAGGCCAAAGAGUUCCUGGUUCAGCUAAGAAAUAUGGUACAGCAUAUCCAGGUACAAAUGUUUCAGCUGACGGAAAACAGUGUGGAGUUCGAGGCCUGUCUGGUGGCCCAGUGUGACGCCCUGAUCGAUGCCCUAAACAGGAGAAAGGUCCAGCUUCUCGCCCGAGUGAACAAGGAGCAUGAACACAAACUGAAGGUUGUUCGGGAUCAGAUUUCUCAUUGUACAGUAAAACUGCGACAGACGACUGGACUGAUGGAGUAUUGCCUGGAGGUCAUUAAGGAGAACGACCCCAGCGGUUUUCUCCAGAUAUCUGAUGCCCUGAUUCGGAGAGUGCAUCUGACAGAAGACCAGUGGGGAAAGGGAACCCUCACACCACGAAUGACAACUGAUUUUGAUCUGAACCUGGACAACGGACCUCUCUUACAGUCCAUCCACCAGCUGGACUUUGUGCAGAUGAAAGUGCCCUCUUUAGUACCGGCACCCCCAAUGCUCCAGCUGGAAGAAUGUUGCACCCACAAUAACAGUGCCACUUUGUCCUGGAAGCAGCCACCCAUGUCCAUGGUCCAGGCAGAAGGAUACAUACUGGAACUGGAUGAUGGCAAUGGUGGGCAGUUCAGGGAGGUCUUUGUUGGAAAGGAGACAAUGUGUACAGUGGACGGCCUUCACUUUAACAGCACCUACAAUGCCCGAGUCAAGGCCUUCAACAAAGCUGGUGUCAGCCAGUAUAGCAAGACCCUGGUGCUGCAGACCUCUGAAGGUUCUUAUUCCCGAAUGUCAGCCAAUCUUGCAGCUGAAAUGUCAGCCACUCUUGCAGCUGAAAUGUCAGCCACUCUUGCAGCCCGUCUGCAAGUCAGCACCCUGCCCUCUCCUCUCGAUUUCCUCCAACACUCAGACCAGGAAGCUUGUGUGUCUCCAGUUGAUAACCAACCAGGAGUACGUUUCUUCUACUCUGCACGCUGUUCAUAUGGAAACUCAACAGUUGACAUAAAAAAACUGGUGGCAGUGGCUUGGUUUGCGUUUGACCCUGGUUCUGCCCACUCUGACAUCAUCUUCUCUAAUGACAACCUAACCGUCACAUGUAACAGCUACGAUGACAGGGUGGUGUUGGGCAAGACAGGCUUCUCCAAGGGAGUUCACUAUUGGGAACUUACCAUUGACCGGUACGACAAUCACCCAGACCCAGCCUUCGGCGUGGCUCGUAUAGAGGUGAUGAAGGAUGUCAUGCUGGGAAAGGACGAUAAAGCGUGGGCUAUGUACGUGGAUAAUAACCGAAGCUGGUUCAUGCACAACAACUCCCAUACAAACAGGUCUGAAGGGGGUAUCACAAAAGGUGCCACGGUUGGGGUCCUUCUAGACUUCACCAGGAGGACCUUGACUUUCUCCAUCAAUGAAGAGCAGCAGGGUCCUGUUGCAUUCGAGAGCAUGGAGGGAAUGCUCUUUCCUGCUGUCAGUCUUAACAGGAAUGUGCAGGUGACACUUCACACUGGUCUGCCAAUUCCUGGAUUCUACACAUCCAGAGCCUCUAUACAGUCUUAAAAGUGUAACAGAGAUGGCUUUUUCUUUUUUUCCCUCUCCCAUCAAUCAUCACCGUGGACUCCAUGCAGCAAAUAUUUCUGUGCAAAGGAUUCUGGGAAGGAACAUACGUUUUUUCCAUGAGGUCUGGCUCUCAUUCCGUGCUGUGUUUCCUUAUCAAACCUCAGGCCAGCCGACUCCCAGACAGCUUUGGUCAUUAUUGUCGGGUUUAUUUAUUUCAUUCUUUUCCUUGUUUCUGUGGACUCCUGGCUGCACCAUUGUCGCUGUUACCAUUGGCCUAUAUGCUGCUGCUACAACUCCGAGAACCCCCAAAAACUGUAACACAAAGUCAGUUCAUUAAGGCCUCGCAGUAAAGCAGAUGUCUUCAUAAAGGACAGCAGAACCCGUCAUAAAGUUUUAGGUUGGUCUACAAAGAAUGAUGUAAAACCAGCCUGGUCGAAUGCCUUGAACUUGGAAUCAGGAUCAUCUUCUAUCGAGGUGAUCUGUCUGAGCCUGCAAGAAAGACUGCUUACUUCUUGUAUAUAUCCUUUUAUUUUGCUCCCACAAAGAAUGUAUGGUGACGUUCCUAUACAACUGUAUCAAUGGUGCUUGUUACAUUAGAAAGUUGCAUUGUAUAUCAGAUUCCUAUAGAUGGCUUUUUUUUUUUCUAAUUAUAUAAGAAUGGUCUUAAAGUAUUACUAUUUUGGAAACUUUUCUGUGAUUUUUUUUUUGGGUCGAAGAUAAUUGUCAUUAGACACCCGCUUAGGGAAAAUGUGGCCUGGGGACGCCAAAGUUCCUAAACCUUUAAAUGGAUGUUGAAAUGUUAAACGCACAUUGAUUCAAAAUAAACAUGGCGGUCCAUGCAGCCA